Molecule: messenger RNA, 4758 nt
Organism: Salmo salar (Atlantic salmon)
Lineage: Eukaryota; Metazoa; Chordata; Actinopteri; Salmoniformes; Salmonidae
Gene: tmem178a
Product: transmembrane protein 178a
Biological process (GO): negative regulation of osteoclast differentiation; regulation of cytosolic calcium ion concentration
Cellular component (GO): endoplasmic reticulum membrane
Source: RefSeq, a predicted model, not a curated record
UCUGCAUCUGAGAGAGAGAGAGAGAGAGUAAUUUAAGUUUUACACAUUAAAAUUGUCAAACUGUUACUUGGUGUAUUGGGGGAAUUGAUGUUUUAUCAAAAUGAGGAUGCAAGGGUUAAGUUACAGGAAACCAUUAUUUUCUCUUAUAGACACACCCAUCUUUAUUACUGACUGUGAAAGAGUAGGACAACCUUGACAUUCCCUCACACACGCUGUAUGUCGCCUCCGGCAGAUGGUCAUUUUCCUCUCCAUGCGAAUAGGAGGAGCCCUCAGUUUUACCCGACUGUGUCACGGACGAAGAGGACAAGCCCAGGUGCUGAGGAGAGGGAAAGAGCGAUAGGGGUGGUGUGGUUUCUGCAGGUAAACACUAGUAAUCUCAAGCACAGAGAGGCAAGUGCGGAGUUUACCCCACACCCAGCACGCUUGCGGACACCGUACCGAUCCACCUGUGUUGUUGUGUCUUCCAUUUUCAGCAACCCGCGGGUGGGAAGCAGCCAAUGCCAAUGCGCUCUCGACUGUGGACCAUGUUCGCAGGUCAGAGGAUGCGUAAAAAUGCGUAGUAACUGGAAUAGCAGGUGCUGGAAGAAGGGCGUCCAACUGUCAACACGUCUGAACUGUGCGCAUAGCGCCGAGCGCUGAUGUUCAAACCAUGGAGAAACAAGCUCUUGCAACGGCUCUGAGCUUGUCCAUGAGCGUUAUCUCUUUACUCUUGUUGGUCACCGCUAUCUUCACCGACCAUUGGUACGAGACAGACACCAGAAGGCAUAAGGAGAAUUGCGACAAGUAUGGGUCGGAUUCUAACGACCAGAAAAACAGGGAGAUGCCUAUAUACCACUUGCCUCUUGUGGACAACGGCAACUCCAAACGGAACGUGGCGCUUAUGAAGCCGAUUCACGUCGGGAGUAGAGAGGAGGAAUUACUUGAGAACUGGAGGGCGAUACUGGGGAUGGGGAUUCUUGAGACGGAAUGUGGGCGUCCGUUGUUCUCCACAUAUUCUGGACUCUGGAGAAAAUGCUACUUUCAAGGCAUGGACCGGGAUAUCGAUAAACUCAUAUCAAAGGGUAUUGCGGACCGAUGCACAACUGUCAAGUACCAUUUCUCUCAGCCUAUUCGGCUUCGAAACAUCCCGCUCAACCUGACGAGAACCAUUCAGCAAGAUGAAUGGCAUCUCUUACAUCUGCGGCGAAUCACGGCGGGGUUCCUUGGGAUGGCGGCUGCCGUUUUGCUGUGUGGCAGCAUUGUGGCCACAGUGGGCUUCUUUUGGGAGGAGAGCCUCACCCAGCACGUCUCCGGCCUGCUCUUCCUCAUGGCAGGGAUCUUCUGCACCAUCUCCUUGUGCACCUACGCCGCCAGCGUCUCCUACGACCUCUCCCGGAACCCACCCUUCAUCUAUGGACUGCCCGGCGACGUGGACCAUGGCUACGGCUGGUCCAUCUUCUGCGCCUGGGUCAGCCUGGGACUGACCGUGGCAUCGGGCUGCCUCUGCACCACCUACCCCUUCUUCAGCCAAACCAAGGCCCUGCACUCCAAAACCGCCCGGGAGUCCUCGGUAUGAGCGGUAUGAGCAGUGUGAGAGAAAUGAGCGCCCCCUGUAGAUUCGGAGGAUGAAUUGUUGGUGUGGACAUUUUGUUGCUGACUGAAGACCAAUAUAAGAGGAGAUGUUUUAUUUGUACGAAACCAGAGAUGAAAACAUAGUUUCCACAGUGAGAUGUGGGAAUCUUGUUGGUCUUUUUUGUAGACUCUCGCCAUCCUUUAUCGAGGUGUUAUGGAAGGUGCAGCUGUUAUGAUGUGUUAUGUGUGUGUUUGUAUAUGCACACAGGCAAACUCACACAUACAUAUGGACCUACACACACGUACACAAGCACACACACAGUCUCUCUCUCUCUCUCUCUCUCUCUGUCUCUCUCUCUCUCUCCAAGACAUGGAGAACAAUAUGAGAGUGAAUAACAUGAAACGAAGCAAAUACCCACAGGCAUAACACACACAUAAAAUAUGUGUGUAUAUAUUAGCAUAUAUAUACGAAAAAGGCAUAAUUCUUAUGGGUGGUUUGGUAAGAUUGAAUCAAAUGGACAUUGUAUAAAAAUACUAGUAUCACUUUAAAAGCAAGAACCCUCUUUUUUUUCAGAUGUAAGUGAUAUAUUUUCAAAACUCUUAAGUACAAAACUCUAAACUGAUGACAUGUGUAAUGCCCCCUAUCUUAUGUUCAGAACCUUUGAUUGUGCAUUCAUUGGGGUUUCACAUCUUUCACCCCUGAGUCAUUCAUGCAAAAUCAAAGUUUUCCAUGAAAUACCAUGAGCACAUUUUGUUUGGUCACCAAUACAUCAGAUAAUGAUCGGCUCACCAUGUAGUCAUUUUAACUACCAUUUUCAGAUGUUGUUUUUUUCAAUCACUUUCUUGUAAUUUUCACUAGUAUGUGGUACAUUUUCACAACAAGCACAAAAAAACAAAACAGAUCAUCACAAUCACUCAUGUUUCAAAACUCACAUUUUCAAUUGACUUAGUAAAACAAACAAAAUAAGUCACUUGUUCACUGCACCAAAUCACUUUUUUAAUUUGGAUACAUAAUCAAUCUAAGUGUCUGCUUUUCAAAAUGCAAUAUUCACUUUAAUUUUGAUAUGUGUUUAUUGUCAUUUGCUAACAAUACAAUAAGCUAUCACUUAAUCAAACUGCUCAAAACUGAUAACUACUGAUCCACAAGUAUGUACUGCUUAGUUAACGUAUUGUUGAAUACUAUGUUGAACACAGUAAAUGUCUAUAUUUUUACCUAAAUGUAUCAAUUUGACAUCAAUUUAUGUUGGAAGGUAAAAGCAAAUCAUAUAUGGGUGUGACUGUAAGUACUACAUCAUCAUUCUCCAUCAGCCAGUGUGCUCCAAUAGGACAAAAAGGAAAGAGUCACUAUGUGCUGCAAUUUGGGAUUAUAGUGUAGUGCACAAUGCACUGCUGAAAUACCUGGGUUGUGCACUGCUGAUACACAUUUCAAAACUGUUCUUUUUGAAGUGCUGAAUAGAAAGAAUACUACAUGGUAAAUAUAUUUUUCCAUACAGUAUUUGACUGUAACUUGACAUACCAUUUUUUUUAACAAUUUGUAUCCAAUGGCAGGUUGUGAGCAUGUUGAGAAAUAUGUCAGUUUAACAGUUUCAUAAUCCUUAUACAGCACAGUUUAGGACAAAUCAUCAGAAAUAGGGGUAUUGUAAAGCAGUUGGCUACUGUAAAAACGUAGUACGGUGUUAUAUGCUAUUUCUGCCGCAUGCAACAUUGUGAAAGAUCACCUUUUCUACGUGACUUGUCAACUAAUACAGUAUCGCCUGUCGCUCUGCUUGAAAUUCAUCAGCUUACAAUGUACCAAUGAAAUUCAGAUGAUGAGUGAAAUAUAUUAUUAUACACAAUACAGGUAUUUCAACACUACACUAUCAUUCCAAAUGGUAGCACAUAGAGUGACUCUUUCCAUUUUGUCCUAUUGGAGCACACUGGCUGACAAAGAAUGAUGUAGUAUUUACAGUCACGUCCAUGAUUUGGAUUUACCUUACAACAUAAAUUGAUGUCAAACUGAUACAUUUAUGAGGUAAAAAUAUAGAAAUGUAGAGUGUUCAGCAGUUAUCGAACUACCUUCCGGAGACACCUGAAACCCCACCUCUUCAAGGAAUACCUGGGAUAGGAUAAAGUAAUCCUUCUAACCCCCCCCCCCUUAAAAGAUUUAGAUGCACUUUUGUAAAGUGGUUGUUCCACUGGAUAUUAUAAGGUGAAUGCACCAAUUUGUAAGUCGCUCUGGAUAAGAGCGUCUGCUAAAUGACUUAAAUGUAAAUGUAUAUACGUAAAGUAGGCAUUACAUCAUUUUGGUUCAGUUUUGAGCAGAUUUAUUAAGUGAUAGAUAAUUGUAUUCUUAACAAAUUAUAAGAAAAUCAUAUAAAAAAUAAAGGGAAUACUGCAUUUUGUAGAGCAGGUACUUAGAUUGAAUAUACAUACAAAUUGAAAGAGUGAUAUGAUGCAAUAACUGUGAACUUGUUUGUUGUACUCGGUCAAUUGAAAAUGUGCUUAGAGUUUUGAAACAUGAGCCAUUUUAAUGAUCUGUUUAGAUUUUUGUGCUUGUUGUGAAAUUGCACCACAUACUUGUGAAAAUUACACCAAAGGGAUUGAAAAAAACUGUAAUCCACAGCCUAUGACAUUCUGACGGAUUCUAUUGGUAAUUUCAGUUGCGGCAAUCAAAUUGUACAAAGUUUUUAGCGAACCCAUUAACCAGUCCCUUCCCAAAUAGAUGAGGCAUAAUCACAAAUAAUUUCAAAAUGUGUGCCAGACUGUGAGAAGAAUACUGACAAUGAUAGACGAAGGACUACAGGGAUUGUUGCUUACAAAGUUGAAAAAAGUCAUUUUUCUCGCUCAUGGACACAAAUGAUGCACGAUUCAACAUUGGAAUGUGAAAACAGUGGAAACUGGAUGAGAUCAUGUUGACACACCGCGUGAAUGGAUGUAAGACUUUUGCGUUGGACCGUCAUCACACAUGUUCUGAGCAGCCAACAGUGAGGGGUGGGCCCUGAAAGUUACAUGCUGCCCCAUGGAAUGGCCAGCUUUCGCAACGACUCUUUCUGACCUGGAAGACUUGUAGGGACAUUAAAUGACUUGUGUGGACCUUGCAGGUUAUGUAUGUUCAACUCAGCAUGCUGUGUCAGAAGCAGAGCAGCAUUUCUGAGAUGGUACAUUGAGCUUCAAGUCUUCUAUAUUGACAUUUAAAUUGAGCUGUAAAUAAAAGAUGAUCAACAAGAA